Molecule: messenger RNA, 1557 nt
Organism: Momordica charantia (bitter melon)
Lineage: Eukaryota; Viridiplantae; Streptophyta; Magnoliopsida; Cucurbitales; Cucurbitaceae
Product: mucin-like protein
Source: RefSeq, a predicted model, not a curated record
ACAUUAUGAAAAAUUAGCCCAAAAUCCAAAUUCAUUUGAAGUUCAUCUCCGAUUUCGGAGCUCCCCCGCUUUGAAGAUCCUCCGACUGCUGCAGCUGCCUCCAGGUUUCUCCAAUCGGACUCUCUGUUCAUAUUUUUUCUUUUAUCGCACAUGAAUUCCCUUCAUCGCAUUGCAAAAUUCUGUUUACCGAAGAAUCGGAUUCUUGAACUGCCUCUGCAAUUCGGAGAAACCACCCAUUACAGCUCUUCCUUCCAUGUCAGAGCGUUGUCGGCCAAAUCUUCCCCUACCUCCGGAUUCGCCAAGUUCAGAAAUGGCGACGAUGAGUGGAAUGAUACUUGGGAAUCUGCUUGGCUUCCGGAAGACCUUUCGCCCAAGAACAAAGCGCCAUGGGAGAGUGAUGUCAACUUCCCGACUGGAAACCCUACGAUUGUGCUGCCGUCGGACGCGGAUGCAGAGACCAAAGCCUUUGUUGAGGACAUGAAUGAGAAUUGGAACGAGAGGCGAAAGGCGUCCCAAACGCAGAAACAAGGAAUGCUUCAGCAAGAGAAGGAUGGCGAUGGCGAUGGCGGUGGCGGGUCGCUUUAUAGCUUGGAGAACAUAAAGAAGGAUUAUAGAUUGAAGAAGCAGAGGAUUCAUGCCAAUUUGUGGAUGAAGGAGAUUGAGAAGCAAGAGGAAGCUAGGUUGGGGGAUUCCAUUACAGGCACUGGGGACGACAUUGAAAGAUUGAUGGAUAGCUGCUCUGAGAUUUUUGAGUCUGCCAAUGAUGAUUUAAACCGUUCAAAAGUUCCCAGUUCUUCUGAGUUCAGAAACAAGCCUGAUGGUUGGGAGACAACAUCCAAAGGUCAAGAUGGAAAUGUGUGGGAGAUGACCCAAAGGGAAGAAGACAUUCUUCUCCAGGAGUUCGAUCGUCGUAUUGCAUACAAUAAAUUUCAGAUAGCUAGUUUCAUCAAGACCCAUAUAUUUAGUCGUCGGAGACCGAUUGAUGGGUGGAAAUACAUGAUAGAGGAAUUCGGGCCAAAUGCCAAGAAAGGGAAGGGUAGUGUUUCAAGGUUGCCUAGUCUUUCUGAUUCUUCAACACAGCCCUUCAAGGAGGAAAAAGUUGCAGCUUCCCCCUCUCUGAGCCCCUUGAAGAGAAUUUAACUUGAUACAAGCCACAUCUUGGACUAUCUCUAUGUGCUGUUGAUUCUAUCCCCGAGGGCAGUACAUCAGUGGCUACACGACUAAAACAGGUUUGCAACCAUUAGAAAGAACAUCUCAUGCUCUCCAAGUAAAAUGUUAUGUUGGUGAAAUUGAUGUUUGUAAGUAAUGCUUCUAAUCUUGAGUAUGCUUGCCUGACAAACCAUGAAGCAAACUGAAAGUAUUGCACUUGGUUCAUAGAAGAAGGAUGGUUUUUUAAUUUGGGAAAGGAUUGAUGAUAUCUUGUAAUGUUAGUUCACAGAGGGAAUUUAAGUUGCUUUUAGGUUAGAAGUUUUUUUUUUAAAAAAUACAAUAUGCGGGAUUAGGGAUUCGAAUUCACGACCUUAUAGUCGAAUACAAGUAUCAUAACUAGUUGAGUGC